GACCCUGACGGAGGCCGUCCUCUGCUCCCCAGUCCUCCUCUUCCCUUCUGAGACCUGCUCACAUCUCAGCAGACGUCUCCAUCAGAAGCCCUGCAGCCUCCUGCAGUGACAUCAGCUCCUGCACAGGACGCUCGCGCUCAGGAAUUCUCUCUCUGAGGAACUUAAAGAAAAAGCUCUGGAUGCGUUCGGGCUCGUGGGAUUUUUGUUUCCACGUCCUCACCUGGAUUUUCUGUGUGGAACAUUUGAAAAAGGACAGUGAAUAGAUGUUCUGAUCUUUGCGAUCUGGGACAAACUGAGGGACAAGAUGUUCUGCUCCAGGAGGCUCCUGCAGCAGUGGUGCUUCGCUCUCUUCCUGCUCUGCUCCCCGGUGCCGCACUUCGGACGUCCCAUCGAUGCCCUGAGCAGCAGAAUAAAACGCUCGGUCACUCACGCUCAGCUGAUGCACGACAAAGGUCGCGCCCUUCAGGACUUUAAGCGCCGCAUGUGGCUGCAGGAGCUUCUGGACGAGGUUCACACGGCCGAGGUCCGGGACCUUCCGGUCCGAACCACCGGGGCAGGGGGGGGCAGCGGCGGGGCCGGAGGGGGGCUGCCGGGCGUCAGCCUGGGCAUCGACCUCAGCACCACCGGCAGCACCCUGCACUCCAAACCCGCCGGAGGAACCAAGAACCUUGCGGUCGCCUUCGGCCUGGAGGACGAGGAAGGAACCAACCUGCCGCAGGAAACCAACAAGUCGCCCACCUUCAAGUCUCCCGGAAAGAAGAAGAAGAAAGGACGAGCCGGGAAGAGGAGGGAGGGAGAGAAGAGGAAGAGGAGGGUGCGCUCUUUAGGCCGGAGGGAGGAGGAGUGGAGGUCUCUGCUCGGCCUGCAGGGGGCGCUGCUUUAAAACGCUGUCACACUGACGAAGAAACGUACGGAGAGUUGGAGCCGACUCCUAAACACUCGUGUUACACUCGUCUGUAAUCGUGAUUGUUUGGAAAGAAAUUGUAAAAUAUUUAUUGUCUGUAAAUAUUCUAAAUAUCGCAGAAUACAUAGCAGAAUAUGAUAAAAAAAACGUAUUGAUGCUCUGUGGGGCGACAGAUUUUAAUCUUUGUGAAUCCUCGCUUUUCUCUUUUUUAUUCCAAUUAUGUCAGAUCUUUUUGCUGUAAUUUAUUUUGUCUGAAUGGUGUAUUUAUUUUGUAAAUGUAUCGAGGUGCUGCUGUCCCUCUAUAUUUUUGUACCAUAAUGCACUUUAGAUAUAUAAAUAUAAAUAUAUAAACCAUGUUCAUUGUUUUUGUGGUUGAUUGAAAUGAAGAAAAAACGACGGUCGUCUUCUGUGUUUCUUUUGUUCUUCGCUCUGUUCAGACGUUUGUUUCUUUGCUGCUGUUGUUCAGAUGUUGUUCAGAUGUUUUGUUCGUUGUCUCGCUGCCGUCAGCGUCUGUUUCCUCCACGACUCGCUCUGCUUCUCAACGCCAAAGUUCAGAUUGUACAUAAACAAACACGGCUGGAUAUUGUUGUUUGUGGCACUUGCACUGAGAUUAACACCCUGUACUGAACGGAUUAAACAUUUGACAGAAGCUGCUCCGUCUCUGUGUCUUCGAUGUCAAAGAACUCAAAUAAAACCUGGUGAAGUGA
This is a messenger RNA of Hippoglossus stenolepis (Pacific halibut), 1611 nucleotides long. RefSeq names its product parathyroid hormone-like hormone a (gene pthlha). Gene Ontology annotation, biological process: adenylate cyclase-activating G protein-coupled receptor signaling pathway; osteoblast development; bone mineralization. The record is from RefSeq and is a predicted model, not a curated record. Gene Ontology annotation, molecular function: peptide hormone receptor binding; hormone activity. The coding region runs from base 305 to 883 and encodes 192 amino acids. The transcript has 4 exons. Lineage: Eukaryota; Metazoa; Chordata; Actinopteri; Pleuronectiformes; Pleuronectidae. Gene Ontology annotation, cellular component: extracellular region.